AUGGCGCGUCUGAUGGGAUCUCUGCGGUGCUGCUGCUGCUGCCUCCUCGUUUUCCUGCUAGCAACACUCGACACCGCCACCGCCACCGCCACCGCCGCUGGCAACGAGACCCAGACAAACUUAUGGGCCGUCAUUUUGUCUACCUCACGCUACUUCUUUAAUAUACGCCACACCUCCAACGCGCUGACGAUGUACCACCUCUGCCGCAAGCACGGGCUAGACGACGACCACAUCCUCCUCUUCCUUGGCGACAGCUAUGCCUGUGACCCACGCAAUCCCUAUCCGGCCGCCAUCCACAGCGCUCUUUCGGGGUCUGAUCGAGUCAAUCUGUACGGCUGCAGCGUGGAGGUGGACUACGCCGGGUACGACGUGGACGUGCGUCGUUUUCUUGGCCUUCUGCAGGGUCGCUACGACGCACUUACGCCCCCCUCGCGCCGCCUCAACACCGAUGAAAACUCCAAUAUUUUGAUUUAUGCUGCUGGACACGCUGCAGAGGGUUUUUUUAAAGUUCAGGACUCCGAGUUCAUGAGCUCCAUGGAUGUUGCCGACACACUUAUGAUGAUGUGGGAGCAGCGACGGUAUCGGAAGGUGGUUUUUCUGGUCGACACCUGCCGUGCCUUGGCGAUGUGCCUUGAAAUUAAGGCCCCAAACGUGAUCUGCCUCACCUCGUCGGAUGCGACGCUAGAAAGUUUUUCACAUCAUGUGGAACCUUUGAUAGGGCUGACAUUUAUUUCCCGCUGGUCCUUUGAGUCGCUGCAGCUUCUGGAACACGCAAAGUGCCGUGUCGGGCCCAACGAGAAGACCACUCUGCAAAUGUCUUGGUACGACUUCAAUUACGGUGCGGAGCGGAAGAGCCUGCCCCCUCCACUGUCGGUGCCGUCACAUUUUGAUGCUGUGAAUGAACCGGGGGCGAUUCAUCGGUGGAAGCUGGAGGAAUUCUUUUGCGAUCGCGCACGGGAGAUAGUUUCAGUUGAUGUGCGUUACGACUUGCUAUAG
Messenger RNA from Trypanosoma conorhini, 996 nucleotides. RefSeq names its product GPI-anchor transamidase subunit 8. The transcript has a single exon. Gene Ontology annotation, molecular function: GPI-anchor transamidase activity. Gene Ontology annotation, cellular component: GPI-anchor transamidase complex. The record is from RefSeq and is a predicted model, not a curated record. Lineage: Eukaryota; Euglenozoa; Kinetoplastea; Trypanosomatida; Trypanosomatidae. Gene Ontology annotation, biological process: protein localization to cell surface; attachment of GPI anchor to protein; proteolysis. The coding region runs from base 1 to 996 and encodes 331 amino acids.